Molecule: messenger RNA, 519 nt
Organism: Hydatigera taeniaeformis
Lineage: Eukaryota; Metazoa; Platyhelminthes; Cestoda; Cyclophyllidea; Taeniidae
Source: the annotation of a GenBank genome assembly
AUGCUGUCACAUUCCACCGCUAUUUUACGGAGCCGUUUAGUGAGAACCAUCUAUUGUCCGUAUCUGCAUUUAUCGUCCUCAGUUGCUCCACAAGUUCCUCUAUGGUUCAACGUGGCACCAAAGAGAGCUCAUCCGUACAUGGAGCUAGCACGGUUAGAUAAACCUAUUGGAACAUGGCUAGUCUCUCUUCCUAGCACCUGGAGCAUAGCUUUUGCGGCCAAUCCUGGGUGUUUGCCCGAUUUUGGAAUGCUGGCAUUGUUUGGAGCUGGAGCUCUUCUGAUGCGUGGUGCUGGGUGUACGGUUAACGAUAUCAUUGAUCGCGACAUCGACCUUAAUGUACUCAGAACCAGAGAUCGUCCUGUUGCCAGAGGAUCGGUUUCAGUAUCUAACGCCGCUAAGUUUCUUGCUCUUCAGCUUCUCGGAGCUUUUGUGAUUCUCCUCCAACUAAGUCCACAGACUGUAUUUAUUGGGUCCUGUUGUCUUGGUCCUGUCUUUGCCUACCCUCUGUUUAAGAGGUUU